Molecule: messenger RNA, 793 nt
Organism: Phragmites australis (common reed)
Lineage: Eukaryota; Viridiplantae; Streptophyta; Magnoliopsida; Poales; Poaceae
Product: large ribosomal subunit protein uL2-like
Exons: 2
Coding region: 11-793 (260 amino acids)
Biological process (GO): cytoplasmic translation
Cellular component (GO): ribosome; cytosolic large ribosomal subunit
Molecular function (GO): RNA binding; structural constituent of ribosome
Source: RefSeq, a predicted model, not a curated record
GAAGGAAGAGAUGGGCCGCGUGAUCCGUGCGCAGCGCAAGGGCGCGGCGGGGUCGGUGUUCAAGUCGCACACUCACCACCGCAAGGGCCCCGCCCGCUUCCGCGCGCUCGACGUCGGCGAGCGCAGCGGCUACCUCAAGGGCGUCGUCACCGACAUCGUGCACGACCCCGGCCGCGGCGCGCCGCUCGCCCGCGUCACCUUCCGGCACCCCUUCCGCUACAAGCACCAGAAGGAGCUCUUCGUCGCAGCCGAAGGCAUGUACACCGGCCAGUUCCUCUACUGCGGCCGCCGCGCCAACCUCUCUAUCGGCAACGUCCUCCCGCUCGCAAACCUCCCCGAGGGAACCGUAGUCUGCAAUGUCGAGCAGCACGUCGGCGACCGCGGCGCCCUCGCGCGCUGCUCCGGCGACUACGCCAUCGUCAUCAGCCACAACACGGACAGCGGCACCACCAGGGUGAAGCUCCCAUCUGGCGCCAAGAAGGUGCUCCAGAGCGGCUGCCGCGCCAUGGUCGGUCAGGUCGCUGGCGGUGGCAGGACCGAAAAGCCGAUGCUCAAGGCCGGCAACGCUUACCACAAGUUCCGCGUGAAGAGGAACUGCUGGCCCAAGGUGCGCGGCGUGGCCAUGAACCCUGUGGACCAUCCCCACGGGGGAGGCAACCACCAGCACAUCGGCCACGCCUCCACCGUCCGUCGCGACGCUCCUCCCGGUGCCAAGGUUGGCUUGAGGGCAGCACGGAGGACCGGCAGGCUCACGGGGCAAGCUGCUGUAACCGCCGGCAAGUCUACGCUGUGA